AUGCUGCGGCCUGCCGGCGUGCUGCUGCUGCUGCUGCUGGCUUGUCUGGCGGCGCCCAGGGCUGCCCACGACCACGACCGGCACCGCAGGGCGCUCGUCUUCGGCAACAACGGCGUGCUGCAGUUCACCUUGGGGAUAGGCAUCCCGCUGAACAUCCCGAACCGGCGCGCGUCCAUGGGCUACGCGCUGCAGGCGCAGUUCUUCGUGCCGGUGAACGCGUCGCAGCUGGAGCCGCUGCUGGUGGCGAGGGGCGGGCGGCGCGGCGCGCGUGCGCUCUACCGGCGGCUGGAGGAAGCUGCGGGCGACGCGCGCUGCCUGCUGCGGGCCGUGUGCCACGCCGCCGCGGAGCCGCUGCACGCCGCAGGCCUGCUCGAGGAACUCCUCACCCUGCUGCUCACUCCGUCCGAAGACGCGGAUGACGACGGCGACAGCGAGCUGGCGGAGUACCUGGCGGCAGAGCGGCUCGGGGCUUCCGGAGGCGACUGCGGAGCGGCGUACGGCGCAUGCGCCGAAUCCCCGCUGGACGCGUUCUCCCAGAGGAUCGAACCCUGGGAAUGGCAGGGGGACGCCCGGCCGGACCUCUAG
This is a messenger RNA of Schistocerca cancellata (South American locust), 585 nucleotides long. RefSeq lists its product as uncharacterized. Bases 1 to 585 code for a protein of 194 amino acids. The record is from RefSeq and is a predicted model, not a curated record. The transcript has 3 exons. Lineage: Eukaryota; Metazoa; Arthropoda; Insecta; Orthoptera; Acrididae.